AUAUCAUCCGGAUUUAAUACUGUCAUGAUCACUCGCAACUUCGUCCUUAAGUUCAAAGAAGAUUUUAUUUGAGUUCCUGAAACUGUAUCACAGCAUAUUGUGGGUACAACAGCAGAUAGUUGAAAUUCGUCGACACAUUUUUCCCUAGCCAUAACUUUCAUGCUUUAAGAUGGACAGGCAAAGAUCAUCCUGGAUGAUUAUGAGCUCCUUUACUCCUUUCCAACAUGGUUCUUUGAGGAAUCUACAUUACACCUCUUGCCGCAUUAAGGCAAUCAUUUUGAUUCUCCUCUCUGUAUCAACCAAGAUUAUCAAUGCUGCAGAGAUAACCUGCACCAAAGAGACAAACUGCCGCUGCACUUUAAGUGACAAUUCUCUGUACUAUGAUCUGGAGCCGAUGGUGACAGGUGUGCCCCCGCCGUUCUUCAACAAAUAUGUAACAAAUGUUACAUAUCUUUACGAUCCUUGUCGGUCAUUUUCUGAGACUGGUGUCCUGAGUGAGUGCACCGAUGCUGCGUUGUGUAGCGAGAGAUUGGGUGACAUCUAUCAGAACCUUGGCAUUCAUUCUACGUCAGAGUUUCAUUAUACACCUGAUGGGGGUUCGGUCAAGCUAAAGCUUGUCUAUCAUAAUGGAAAGAGUGGUGCAUAUCAGAUCAAUUCCACUGUCUGGCUAACGUGUAGAACUAACGGCAUAUCAUAUUUGGAGCUCAAGUCAUAUUCUCCCACUUACUACUUAUUCGAGUUAUUUUCACCCUUCGCUUGCCCAAAACCCGUCCCACCAUCUUCUUCGCUUUCUGCUGGAGGCAUUCUUUGCAUCUUGUUUGUUGUCUUCGUAACAGUCUACUUUGUAGGUGGGUUUAUAUAUCUGUUCUUCUUCAAGUAUGAGAGUGGAACAAAUGCAAUACCUCAUCAUGAGUUUUGGUCUUCUUUACCUGGCCUCAUCAAAGAUGGGUUUCUCUUCUUGAUCUCAUGUGGACACUCAAAUAAAAUGCAAUCAUCUGGACCUCAAUAUGAUCAGAUAUAGACACAUGUAUAUUUGGAAACUAAAGUGCCAUCAUCUGGACCUUGAUAUGAUCAGAUCUAGACAUCACAUGUAUCUGUUGAUAUUCCAAUAAAAUGCAAUCAUCUGGACCUUAACAUGAUCAGAUCAAGAUAUAGAAUGCCAUCAUCUGGACAUCAAUUAUCAGAUCAUGACGUGUCCUGUAUCUGUCAAUAUUCCAAAAAAGCAAUCAUCUGGACCUCAAUGUGAUCUGAUCAAAAUAUCUGUAUACGCAAAUAAAAUGCCAUCAUCUGGACAUCAAUAUGAUCAGAACUAAACACAUCUCCUGAAUCCGUCGAUCUUCCAAUAGAAUGCAAUCAGAAUGAUCAGAUAUAAAUACAUCUUAAGUUUAAGAAAUGUUCUUACUCUGCCAUUGUCUUCCUCUGCCUAUGUAUCAUAUAACACUGUGCAAGCAUAAACAGGAUUUAGGCAGUCUUCAUAACAUAGAAAUAACAUUUUCAACAUUUUUGCCCCUUUUUUCAUACAUCUUCCUUUUUCAUACAUGUCUGAAGAGUUUUUAUAUAAGUGAGGUAUUCAUGCCUUCAGAUUGAUUUGAUUGCUGUAAAACCCAGCGAAUGCUUAUCUUUACUAACUGAAAAUCCAUGCUUUACAUGUAGCAUUGAUACUGGUUAAAAGUAUUUGGACUUCCAAGGUUUUCUAGAGCUAUUGUCUUUACUUGGUACAAUAUUCUUCACCAUGAAACAGGGAUAGUUUCAGUAAUGCUAAUUAUUAACAGGCAAGUCAUAGGAUCUUUCUUAGUACAUUGUCAUAGAAACUCUUUACACCUUCGUACAUGUAAUGUACAUCAUUGAUUAUGGUUCAUCAUUCUUUUUACCAUUAACUUAUUACUCAGUCACAAUAACAAAGGUCAUGAAUGUAUAUAAACAGAUUCUUGGGAUCUUGUGCAUAGUAAAAAUGUAUGCCUUCAUCAAUACUAAAUCUGAAAUAUUUU
Molecule: messenger RNA, 1988 nt
Organism: Lytechinus pictus (painted urchin)
Lineage: Eukaryota; Metazoa; Echinodermata; Echinoidea; Temnopleuroida; Toxopneustidae
Product: cation-dependent mannose-6-phosphate receptor-like
Exons: 4
Coding region: 170-1021 (283 amino acids)
Cellular component (GO): trans-Golgi network
Source: RefSeq, a predicted model, not a curated record